Bombus huntii is the source of this 11945-nucleotide messenger RNA. RefSeq names its product protein argonaute-2 (gene AGO1). Bases 976 to 3762 code for a protein of 928 amino acids. Gene Ontology annotation, molecular function: protein binding; RNA binding. The record is from RefSeq and is a predicted model, not a curated record. NCBI's taxonomy places the organism in Eukaryota, Metazoa, Arthropoda, Insecta, Hymenoptera, Apidae. The transcript has 13 exons.
CAACAGUAAAAUUCUAAUUAAAUAAAUUAUAUUAUAUUUAAGUGAAAUACAUGCUUCAAGAAAAUUUUAUUUGUUUGAAAAUUUAUAUUUAUUCAUUUUUUCUUAUAAUAUUUUUGUUUGAUUGGUUCAACGACCUAAUUUUUUUGUUGGACUACCAGUAAUGAAAACAAACUAUGCUAUGUAACUGUAUAUCAACACGUUGGAUAUAUGCGAUCAUGAAUUGUAUAUACGUGUAAACAUAUGUGAAGGUUGAAUGAUUCUUAUUUUCAAGUGAACUUAAAGAAAACAAUGCAUUUUAAUCUUAUGAAAGAAAAGAAAAUGUAAUCGAUUCGUUAAAUUACGCAGAAAUUGUUCAAAACAACGGUAAAGUCUUUUUCCUCAAUUUUCAGAUAGAAAAACUUAAACAAUGUUAACAAAAGUUUUGAACUAUUCCAUGUACGAAAAUAUUUCUAUAAAAUAGUUACUUAUCUAUUCCUUAAUUGCGUAUUAAAUACCAAAUGUAGUUUAUGCGUACAUUCUUCGUAUAUUUUUUUUAUAAAUAUGUUCGUAUAUAGCUGCAUGCAUACAAAACAUUAAUGUUUAAAAGCUACUUAUUGUAGCGUAUAAACCAUAGUUAUUGAAAUUUGCUGUAGAUUUCAAGCACGAUAUAGUUUUACGGCACAAUUUCUGUAUAUGUACAUGUUUUCUUGUUUUGAAAAUGUGCAUUUAUCGAAAAUAAUACAAAAAGUUAAUUUUAUAUAACAUGUAUUUUUCACGUAGAUAAUUAAUUAUUGUCAUGCAUAAUAAAUUAUUAUUAUAUUAUAUUUCAUCACGGAAGAUGUGUCUUUUAUAGUGCUAUAUAUAAAACUGUUACACAGUGCAUAGACACUACCGUGAAAUUUCUAUAUAAAAAAAUAAUGUUUAUGUGAAUUCGAUAACAGUGUUUAUCUAUUCCGCAUAUUAUAAAUUGAAUACUACUUCUAUAAAACAGGAAAAAUGGCACAAAUGAAACAACAACUACCACUUCAAAUGCCAGAUUUAAGUAGUCUUCGCAUAACUACAGCUGUUUCCAUGCUUGGUAAAGCAUAUGGAUGUGGACAGUGUAGUGCUCCUCCACCUGGACCCACAACAAGUUCUUCUGUUGGUGCAUCUGGAGCAACUGGCAGUAGUGUUGUAGCUCCAGGUUCUUUAGGACUUGUUUCCACACAACAAACACACACUCCUCCUCAACCUCCUGAACUGCCAAUGUUUUCAUGUCCUCGAAGACCAAACAUAGGACGUGAAGGCAGACAAAUUACCUUAAGAGCUAAUCACUUCCAAAUAACAAUGCCACGUGGUUAUGUGCACCAUUAUGAUAUUAAUAUCCAACCUGAUAAAUGUCCUCGUAAAGUUAAUAGGGAAAUAAUAGAAACAAUGGUUCAUGCAUAUAGUAAAAUAUUUGGAACUCUUAAACCCGUAUUCGAUGGCAGAAAUAAUUUAUAUACAAGGGACCCCUUGCCUAUCGGUACGGACAAAAUAGAAUUAGAAGUAACACUGCCUGGUGAAGGUAAAGAUAGAGUUUUUAGAGUGGUGAUAAAGUGGCUGGCUCAAGUUUCACUGUUUGCUUUAGAAGAAGCUUUAGAAGGGCGUACAAGACAAAUCCCAUAUGACGCUAUACUUGCUUUAGAUGUUGUAAUGAGGCAUUUACCAUCUAUGACAUAUACUCCAGUAGGUAGAUCAUUCUUUAGUACACCAGAUGGAUAUUACCAUCCAUUAGGUGGUGGUAGAGAAGUUUGGUUUGGUUUUCAUCAAUCUGUUAGGCCAUCCCAAUGGAAAAUGAUGCUAAACAUUGAUGUUUCUGCAACUGCAUUUUAUAAAGCACAACCUGUUAUAGAAUUUAUGUGUGAAGUAUUAGACAUUCGAGACAUAGGUGAUCAAAAGAGACCCUUAACAGAUUCUCAGCGAGUUAAAUUUACCAAAGAAAUUAAAGGACUUAAAAUUGAAAUCACACACUGUGGGACAAUGAGGCGAAAAUACAGAGUGUGUAAUGUUACGCGUAAACCUGCUCAAAUGCAAUCAUUCCCGUUACAAUUAGAAAAUGGACAAACAGUCGAGUGCACGGUUGCAAAAUAUUUCUUAGACAAAUAUAAAAUGAAAUUGCGACACCCAUAUCUUCCAUGCCUUCAAGUUGGACAAGAACAUAAACAUACAUAUUUGCCACUUGAGGUCUGUAAUAUUGUUGCUGGGCAACGUUGUAUCAAGAAAUUGACCGAUAUGCAGACCUCUACUAUGAUAAAAGCUACAGCCCGGUCUGCUCCAGAUCGUGAACGAGAAAUAAAUAACUUAGUUAGAAGAGCUGACUUUAAUAAUGAUUCAUAUGUUCAAGAAUUUGGUUUGACGAUAUCAAACAAUAUGAUGGAAGUUAGGGGUCGUGUUUUGCCUCCACCCAAGCUACAGUAUGGAGGGCGCGUAAGUUCCCUCAGUGGACAGACGAAGCAGCAGGCUAUACCUAAUGGUGGUGUUUGGGAUAUGCGAGGCAAGCAAUUUUUCACAGGUGUGGAAAUUAGAGUUUGGGCAAUUGCUUGUUUCGCUCCACAAAGAACUGUACGCGAUGAUUCAAUACGUAAUUUUAUAGCACAAUUACAAAGAAUAAGCAAUGAUGCUGGGAUGCCAAUUAUUGGGCAACCAUGUUUUUGUAAAUAUGCUACUGGGCCAGAUCAAGUAGAGCCCAUGUUUAGAUAUCUAAAAGCGACAUUUUCAUCAUUACAACUUGUUUGUGUUAUAUUACCUGGAAAAACACCUGUAUAUGCUGAAGUCAAAAGAGUAGGAGAUACAUUAUUGGGUAUGGCAACGCAGUGUGUACAAGCAAAAAAUGUUAAUAAAACGUCACCACAGACGUUGUCGAAUUUAUGUUUGAAAAUUAAUGUAAAAUUAGGUGGUAUUAAUAGUAUUCUAGUACCCACUAUCAGACCGAAAGUGUUUGAUGAACCUGUUAUAUUUUUUGGAGCUGAUGUGACUCAUCCUCCUGCUGGAGAUAAUAAAAAGCCUAGCAUAGCGGCAGUAGUUGCUAGUAUGGAUGCUCAUCCAUCUCGGUACGCAGCUACUGUUAGAGUUCAACAACAUAGACAAGAAAUUAUUCAGGAACUUAGUUCAAUGGUGAGGGAACUCCUUCUUAUGUUCUAUAAAAGCACUGGUGGAUAUAAACCACUUAGGAUAAUUCUUUAUCGCGAUGGUGUCUCAGAAGGUCAAUUUCUUCAUGUUUUACAACACGAGUUAACUGCCAUUCGAGAAGCUUGUAUUAAACUUGAAGCUGAGUAUAGACCUGGAAUAACAUUUGUUGUAGUCCAGAAGAGACAUCACACUCGCCUAUUUUGUUCGGAAAAAAGAGAUCAAAGUGGUAAAAGCGGGAAUAUACCAGCCGGUACAACAGUUGAUGUCUGUAUAACGCAUCCAACUGAAUUUGACUUCUAUUUAUGUAGUCACCAAGGCAUCCAGGGCACGUCUCGACCAUCACAUUAUCACGUUUUAUGGGAUGAUAAUCGUUUUGAAAGUGAUGAAUUACAGUCUCUAACGUAUCAAUUAUGUCACACGUAUGUCAGAUGUACGAGAUCUGUUAGUAUACCUGCACCAGCAUAUUAUGCUCAUCUCGUAGCAUUCCGAGCCAGAUAUCAUUUGGUAGAAAAAGAGCAUGAUAGUGGAGAAGGAUCUCAUCAAUCUGGCUGUAGCGAAGACAGAACACCAGGUGCAAUGGCAAGAGCUAUCACAGUUCAUGCAAACACAAAGCGGGUUAUGUACUUUGCAUAAUUCUUCUUUGAAUUUUUCUUAGACACAUAAGCAAAAUAGUAAAAAUAAUAAAAAUGAUACCAUAAAAUGAUAAUGAUCAUCAUAUCUUGCACGUUGAUAUUUUUAGACUGCUUGAAAUGCUGGACAAUCUUCUUGAGUGGUCAACUUUUUUGCUUACUUUUAUAAUCAAAUAAAUCUGCCUAAUACCUAAAAAUAUGUCGAACAAUUUUAUAUUAAGCUUCUUUUUUUCUUGUUUUUUUUUUUAUUUAAUAUAUUGUCGACUAGGUUUUGGACAGAUUUUUUAACACGUUAGGAAGUAGGUAUUAAACGAGGUGCUUUUAGUUAAUCAUGUUUUAGAUUGAUGCAGCUUGACUGUCGGAUAGUUUCGCGAUAAAAACCACAUGAACGAAUAAUUUAAGAAUCCGUGCUGCCGUGGAUAUUACGCUUAUUUCUUUUUUUUUUUUUUUUUAGAGGUUGAAUUUCCUCUAGCAUUUGUAUGAUACAAAAAGAUCGUAUUACAACAUAAAUUCACGAUUGUAUAAAUCGCUUCUGCAAGACUGUUAUCUUGUUGUUUAUAUAUAGUUGUCAUUUGUAUCAGUCAUUUUUUGUAAAAAGGAAAAAUAAAAAAGACGUGGACUUUCAAGUCACACUCACGACUAUAAAAUAUUGGCAUGUAAAGUCUAUUUUGCUUCAGCAUAUUCGUUAUUAUGCUUAUGAGACUAUGUUCUUUACAAAUAACAUACUUAUCAUAUCUAUCAUAUUUAUCAUAAGCAUUAAAAAAUUUGGCCACAUCAAGCAAUGAUUUGUCAAUAGAGAGAUACAAAUAAAUAAAAUUUGUAAAUGUUAAUUGUGAAGGUCUACAAAUCAAUGGCCAAAAUCUGUUAAGAAUUUUUAAUAAAAUUCAAAGUUGUGGCAAAUUGAUAAAACAUAGUGUUAUGUAAUAUGUUUAGUCUCAUAAAGAACAUUGUGCCACAUUUGCUAAAUAAUAUCUUUUGUAUGACUUAAACUUGAAUGAAACUAAAUCUAAUGUCAUUUUUGGGAUUGUUUAGAAUAUCUAAAAGAUUGACCUAUAUACAAACACAGAUCAAGAAUUUCUCAUGUGACUAAGAAAAACUUCAAAUGAAUGAUAUGUAAUUAAGAAUUGUUCUUCAUAAUAAUAAGUAGAAUGAAAUAUGGUUUGAUCAUUGAAUUAUAAUUAUGUAAAAGAAUAGUAUGUUACACAUACAAACAAUUUAACGUUAUCAACUGAAAAUCCAGAGACACAUAUUUUAUUCUUCUCUUUUUUUAGUUGCACAAACAUUAUUCUUUGUAUAUGGAGCGAAAAUUAUUGCGUAGCUUGAACUGUGGUAGUACUUUAUUCAUAUCGACGAAGGUAAACGAAUACCUUCUAUCUGUAUGUUUGAAAUAUGAAACAUCUCUUCAAGCAAGGCAAGUACUUUUAAAUGAAACCUAUAUGGCAUUAGAUCCUGGCUGAUAAUGAUUCUCUAUUGACACGGAAAAUGACUUGAUUAAGAAUAGAAUAAGGUAAUUUAAUAAAUACAAAGUUAUUCAAAAUAUAACAAGAAAUUAUUAGGAUAAGCUUUACGUUAUUUAUCGUGUAAUGCGAGUUUUAAGGUCCUCAAGUUUUUAUUUCAAAGAAUUCAUCAUUCGUGAUUCAUAUGCAAAUGGAACUAUGUAAAUGGAACAAUAAUCUUAAUCGAAACAAUAAUUGUGUUAAGAGCCUUGUAAGUAACUACAAUGUAGAGGCAAUAGAUAGGACAAUGAAGCGUAUAAGUAUGUAUUGACGUGCCCCACAAAUCGUUUAUUAUAUACCGUUAGAAUCAUUAAUACACUAGUAAAAUUUUUGAUAAUUUUCGUUGUUUUAAAUAUAAUAACACAGGUAAUUCUUUAAAAUGAUAAUUUAAUUUUAUUUAACACAGAGCAGUAUUAAUAACAUUUAAACAUCAUAUCAUUGCACGACGAGGCAAAUUAUAAAAUUGUGGAACUUGUUAAAGGUUUUUAACAAAUAUCCGUGAUAGAGUUCUACAAAUUUUAUUUAAUGUAGGAGCCAAUUUAUAAAUAGACAAUAAAUGCAAAAAUUCUACUCUAACGUUUGGUAUUUUAAUAGAGAUCUCAAAACACAACAGGAAAAAGAUCAUUCCGAAAAUAUUAAUUAUUGGAAUUGCAAUUUUAGCACCUGAAAUUUGUAGAACUUUGUGCAUUAAUGAUUCUAAUUUUAGAUUUACAAGCGAUACAAUGUUAAUAUUAUCUCGGAAAGUAUGAAAAGGACCUUAAUCUAUCAGUAAUAUUUAUUCUAAUUAUAAAUUUAAGUCUAUGCCGUAGGUUAUCACUUGUAAUCAUAAUGUUUAAUGCCUAGCUUUUGACUUUAUGACAGAUUAGGUAAUUUGUUAAAUAUGAUUUGAUUAUGAGUAAAGGUCUGAAUAUAAUCUUUGAACGUUCACAACGAUAGUUCAGUGGUUGAAUCAGUUCCAAGCAAUUAAAGGCAGCAGGUAAACAGAAGCAAAUAAUAUAAUCAGUAUAGAAAGUAAAAGAGAAGUUGCGAGUUCUGACUAAUGGAAAGAAAAUAAAUUUAUUAUUCUCACGGGUGUGAAAAUACCAAAAUGUAGAACAUGAAAAGUUUAAAUAUUAAUGAAUUACGAAUCGAUUUGAAUCGUAAUAAGGCCAUAUGGAUCUAGAUUACAUUUAAGUCAAUUUAAGUGCUACAAAAUGUUGCAGUGUAAAUAUAAUCGGUGCGCAAGUAAAUACCAAAAUUGACAUCGAUGAAGUAAAAGAUCAAAAGAUCAAAAGUAAAGCAUUCAUCAAUUAUGUAGUUUAAAGUAAAGUAUUCGUCAUUUUAUUAUUCACAUUUCGUAUCUCGAUCUAAGCAAUCCUCUCUAACGAGAUUCUUUUCUUAUGGGCUUGCGCUGACAUUUGAUAUUUUCCUGCGCCCGAUCAAGAAUUAGCCUCCAUUUGUAAAUAUACCUCAGUAAUUUAUCAAUACAUCACUAUCCCAUUUAGUAAAUAAUGCUCGGCGGGCAACAGGUGGAACGUUAAGAACGAUUUUUGUCAUUCUUAUUUUAACAAGAUGAAUUCACGUAUUAGUUAUACAUUGCUUAUCGAUCUUUUACAUCUGAUAUAAAAAAGAAUGUUACAUUAGAAUAAAUAAUAUUUCGAUCAAAAUUCAAUUUUGAUAACGUACAUGAAUUUACGCAGCAUGUUGUAAACUUGCACUUACAAGAAAUCACGAGGCAAUUUAGAAAAGACAGACAGGUUUAUUAAAUGAUCUUUACUUAGUAUAUAAUAAAAUAACCGAGUCUAUUCACAAAACAAGAAUUUACUUCCUAUCACGAGUCCCGAAUAUUUUAAGAUAAGGCAAAUAAUUUAUAUUUGUAUACCUACAAUAUAUAUAUAUAUGUGUACAUAUAUAUAUGCGUAUAUAUGUAUAUACAUCUACGUAUACAUAUAUAUAUGCAUAUGUGAAGAUUAACUGUACUGCAUUUGUUAACAAAUGCCAUGUGCAAAGAAUAGAUAUGAAUUAUACAACACCACCAGGAGUAAGGUGACGAUAAAUAUCCUUGUAUUUCGAAGAGCUUUACAGGUUACAUCGCAAUCAAUUGUAUUUGCAAGUGAUCGAUUUUCGUGAUCUAUUAUCAUGACUUUCGUGAUUUCGUAUAUAUAAUUAAUAAGCUGUAUCGUCUUUGAAAAAGAUAUGUCUUUAUCUUGUUCUCAAAAGAUCAUCGUAAUCGUCAGUGUUUUUAAGUGGCGUUCAACGAUAAACUUAAUAAAAAUUAAGCAAGUUCGAUUUCGAUAAAUUAUGAAUUAUUGACACCAUUGAAUGUUUAUCAAAUCAUUUUACAGUAUAAAUAUUAAUUCGUUAUCGAUCCCACUGUACCAUUAUCUCUGCACAAAAUCAUGUAGGUAAAUUGUGAUUCUUUCUUUUAGCCUUUGUAACUGGCAAAGCGCCACCAAAGACCUUGACGUUGUAAUAUUAUGAUUUUCAACAAAUAUUACGUAGGUUUACGAUAAAGGGAAAAAUUGUAUUAACGAGAUUAGUACGAUGUUAAACGGAUAUUGGUCAACUUCCAGGAAAUGCAAAUAAUUCGACUUGUAAUACUUGUAAAAAAAUACUUGUAAUGUCUUAAGGAAAUAGAAAUUAGGGUAUAUAGUGACGAAGAGAGAUAUUAGUACGGACAAUACAGAACUGUGUAUAAAUAAUGAAAAACUAUUAUCUCGUUUUUAGAACGUUUCUAAAUUGAAUAUUUUACCAACUUUUUAUCUUACUUGAAUGUCUCGAGUGAUCAUACGGUUAUCAAAAACAGUAGAAUGUACAUUGGUAACUAUUUGCACCGAAGCAAGAAUGUAUAUUAGUACUUUUAUGGUUUUACAUGGUAAAUUGUUAAAUUAGUUUGCUUUUAUAUUUUGUGUUAUAUACAUAACUUUUUUUUUAUUGUUUCUUAAACCGUAUCAAACAUCGGAUGUGUUUUAUAAAUAAUUAUCUACCGUAUUAAUUACAUGUAUUAUCAGAUCGUUCUUGAGACUACGUGUCAUUGUUUUAAACGUGAUUGUACUAUUGUUUUAGUCUUUUUCUCUAAUUUAAAUCAAACAUAUUUGCUAAUGUUUAGAUUCGUAACGUUGAAAAUAAGAAUUCUCUUUUAAAUCUCAUUCUUUUAUGUUUCUAUAUAUGAUAUAUUUCCAAACAUAGACAGUCCAAGAAGUGGUCUGUUCAUCGCUAUAUACUUGCAUAAAGAAAGAAACAAGAGAAUCGAUAGCUUCGUAUAAUACACGAAGAAGUUGUAUAAUAUUUUUCCAAUACUUUUUGUUUGCUUUUCCUACGAGGUUCCAACCACUAGCCGUUAUCCUUUUCUUUGUGAAAAUGUUAAAACUUUAUCAUAGCAUAAGUUUACUUCGCUUAAGCACUCAAAAAACAUACACGUGUGAAGGUGCUUAGGGGUAUAAAUGACAAAAAAAUAUUAGCUUUAAGAAUGCCAGCAACCUGAACAAAUUCAGUGAUGUCGUUCCCAAUGAAUUUUAUGAUUCAUCAUAAUAUAGUAUCGUAGUUUUAGGGUUGUCUAAUUAAAUCCGUUUUAAAAUGCGAAUGUGAAUAACCAUAUUGAAAUAAGGGGGUAACCGAGUAACAAUGAUGAUUAAUGACAAUGAUAAUAAUUAGCUGACUGUAAAAGUAACGCUUUAUAGGCUAAGCUAACUUGUAUAAUUUCUUGUUGAGCGUGCUCUGAUUUCUUGUCUACACGCGCUUCUUCAUCAGUGAUCUCAGAGGAUGUUUGCGCACCUUCUAUUACGUUGCUAUGUGUUUAAGCACGAGCUCUCUUUAACCCUUUCGUACCAGUGAGCUCGAGCACCUUAAUUACUGUAAGGAAAGGUUUAUGCAAAUUUGUGAUUUCAAAGUAAUGUAAAUUGCAAUUAAAUACGUUUGCCGUUUGUAGGAAGCCUCUCGGACGACUUUAAUUCUAUCGUUACAAGAAUAUCGAUAGUUUGCAAAUUCCUUUAAUUGCAUCAGCGAUCAAUCUUUCACAUCCACGCUUAAUAUUAUCAUCGAUCGUAUGGAUGGAAAACUGAUUUCUGGAAAUUUCAUGAGAUUUGUUAAUUUUUUAACUUCAAUGAAAGUUAAUUCAACCAUUUUAAUUAAAAGUACGUUUAGUUAACAAACUUUCUCUUACGAGUUUCGAUUAUCGAAAAAGGAUUGUUCUUCUUUGAUGAUAUUUCAAAAAAUCGAUAUUUACGUAUCACAAACAUUUGCACAUUCACAUAAACAUAUAACAAAUACAAGAGUUUCUUUUGCAAGCUAAAGGCUUUCUUUUUUUGCAAGCUUUACAUAUAAUGUGAUCUAUCGACUAAAAUGAAAAUAGCAUUUAUUAUCGUGUCAAUCCAGUCUAGUGAUUUGUUGUAAUCGAUGAACGUUUUAUACAUAUAAUUUUCAAUGAGGAACUAAUUUUGUAAGCUGACUAGAAGCAGCGUCUUUGACCAGUACUCUAUUAACUACAUCUAUAUAGCGGGUGAAAAAUUGUGCGAGGAAACAUUAAGAUUACGAAUGAAUAAAUCGGAAGAGUGUAAAAGUAGCGAUGUUGAGCGCAUCUAAACUACAAUUGGCUGCCUCGAAGGGUGUCGUCGACGAGUAAACAAUGUAAAUAGAAGAAAUAAAAAGAUGGUAAAGGCGACGCGAUGGUCGAAACUUUGAAUCGUCAAAGUCCACGACAGAUGCCAAUUGUAGCGAAGACGAGACAUCAACCGCUUAUUUUCGAAGCUUUUAUUUAAAAUUUUUAUCGGCUAACAUUUUAUGCGAACUAUUUUAGUUUUUAUUUUUUUUUUUUUUUUAUUUUUUUAAUAUUAAGAGUGUGAAAGCGAGGGAAACGUUCGAAUACUACUGUACCUGUUGGAUUUUGAAAAAAAAAAAAAGAUACAAAUCCAAAAAAAAAUAAUCGAAAUGUUUAUUUGCAAAAAAUUACACUUCUCAAAGGCUUUAUUUAUAUGGAAGAUUUUUUUAUAGAAGUAAUUUUUGGGUUUUGUAUCGUUUUAAAUAUAUGUUAUGUACGUUUACUGGUAUGUUUAUUUUUUGCGUUCUAAAUAAUACGAACUUUUGCAAAUUACAGAUAGAUAACUUUGUAAUAGCAGAUGCUUGUUUAAUUUUUUAAUCGAAUUUAGAAUUAAAUAAUGGGUUUUGGAACGAUGGACAUUAUUAUUUUAUCAUUUGAAAUUGUUAUUUAUUUUCACUCAAGUUUGCUCGUAAACUUUCCAGAAUAAGAUACGUUACACGAUCAGGACGCUAAGCGUAUGGCUUAUUUAUACACGUUUUGAGGACGAUUUAAAAAAAGAAGAAGAAAACAUAAAAUACGCGUCAUCGAAAUAAUUGUGACAUUAUUAGAACAACGUCGUCCGUCCUACAAACUGCCUUGUUCAACUAAAUUCGACGUCCCACUGGAUAGAAAAAAUUGUAUAAAUCUUCCUUAUAUCUACAAGUGCCUGGCGCUUUAUCUGCGCGUGUUCGACGUGGCAAGUAAUAAGUUUGAAUUUAUUAAUGCGAAUACAGAUUUUUCAAAUUUUAAAGAGCGUGAAAGAGCGCGGAAGAAAGAUAGAGAACCUCGAAAUAAAAAGAGUGAAAGGGAGAGAAAGAGAAAAUGCGAGAACGAGAGUGAAACGUUGUAAUACAUGUAUGUGAAAACAAAAAAUCUAAGAAACCGAGGUGACCAUUUUCUGAGUUUCGUAGUUGGACAUCCAACCUUCACGUACAAUAAAAAUUUACAUAUUGCACAAUACAACUAUUACGUAUUCCAGUUUCUAUAUAAUAUGUAUGUAACGUGUUGUGUGAGUUGCAUAUUAUUAUAUAAUAUAAUGACGCAUCUCGUUGGCCCUCUACAAUCCAGGUAAGGUUCGAGCAAGGAACCUUAGGAAAAAUUUGUUUGUUUCCGAGACUACUGUAAAUAUCGUUGUAACAUAUACCACUGUGCAAUUAUCGUUCUAAACAUACAUAUUAUAAAAUAGGACGAUUCUUUCGAAUAAAUGUUCGUAUUAUGGGUAUUACUAUAAUUAAGAGUAAGACGGUAUGUAGAAGGUUUUAAAAAUAUUCAAUUAGAUUUUAAAGGUGUGCGCAGUUUCGCUUCACGGCAGUGGAGCUAGAAAAAUUGAUGUAAUCUUUCCCGAAUGCUUCUUUUUGUAGUUUUAAGUCUUUAAAGUUUUGUAUAAGCCGAGUAUAUACGGAAGCGUUCAGAAAUGACUUUAUACAAAAAUUUGAAAACGUUGGCUCGUGAAUCCCCAAGUACAUGUAUGUGUAUAUAACAAAUUCCUUGAUAUAUAAUAUAUAAUGAUCAUCGUUAAAACAUAGUUGACCGUCUGGUAAGUUUUCGGAGAUACAUAUUUCUAAGUAAAAUAGACAAGUUUAAAGAAUAGAAACUCAAGGUCAUUUCGGACAUUCCUUCUGUCGUAUAAUCUUUAAAGAUGUCGACUCAACGACGAAGCAUUUGUGGUUUUACGAUUUUACGUUCGUGCAUAAAUGUACACUCUAUAUAUUUUUAUCAUUCUACACUUUUAGACUCGCUAGACAAUUUUAGGAAUCAUUGUUCGGAUCUAUUUUGUCAGAAACACGAGUCACACGAAAUGUACGGAAGUUAUAGAGAAUUGUAGAGGGUUCGGAUACGUGUAAUAUGAAAUAGCUGUAUUAUGAUAUGGAUUCUAGCACCAAUAAAACAAUCUGAAAUUAAUUUUUUGCACUUGAA